This is a messenger RNA of Hyaloscypha bicolor E, 2496 nucleotides long. RefSeq names its product P-loop containing nucleoside triphosphate hydrolase protein. The record is from RefSeq and is a predicted model, not a curated record. Gene Ontology annotation, cellular component: microtubule; membrane; cytoplasm. The transcript has 6 exons. Gene Ontology annotation, molecular function: microtubule binding; GTPase activity; GTP binding. NCBI's taxonomy places the organism in Eukaryota, Fungi, Ascomycota, Leotiomycetes, Helotiales, Hyaloscyphaceae. The coding region runs from base 132 to 2375 and encodes 747 amino acids.
CGCCUGUACACAAUGCUGCCUGGUUUGUAGGUGUGCUUAGCCACUUGCCACCGUGUUAUAAAGCUAUCUGAAGUCUACUGUCUGUCUUGACUUUCUGAAAUAACCAUCUUGUUUGGUACAUCAGGACAACAAUGCUACGUUCAUAUUUUCCCCAGUAUUCACAUUCUCCUUCCCCCUCCCUCAACGAAACAAUUGACUCGCCAGUCUCUGAGGAUCACCACACCGAAUUCAGAGCCCCAUCACACUCGGAUGUGACCCCGACCAUGGGCGAAUAUACUCCAAUGCCGGCACGGGGUAUCGGUACUGUACUCAGGAACGUCGACACAGAACAGAAACUCGAGUUCAUUCAGCAUUUAAAAAGAAUUGGAGUCGAUAAAUAUGUUGAUUUACCACAGCUUGUUGUAGUAGGCGAUCAGAGCUCGGGGAAGAGCUCUGUACUCCAGGCCAUCACGAGACUCCCUUUUCCAGUUGAUGAUAAAAUGUGCACUCGCUUCGCCACUGAGGUUGCUCUACAAAGAUCUGCUGGGCCUGAAUAUAUCUCAGUACAGAUAAAGGCGGCACCAGCUGAAGAAGAUAGUGGUGUUGAAGAUAACGAUGAUUUAAGCACUGAAGGAGGCACUGAGACUAUACGUGAUAUAGAAUGUACCACGUUUCCAUUCGGGUCUCAGGAGUUUGCCAACGAGUUCAAGAGGGUUCUUGCAGCAGCGAGCUGUCAGCUCUUAGGGUCCGAAGAAGAGGGUCAAGACUUAAGCAAAGCUACCCUCACUAUCACAGUAAAGGGUCCCGAUGAAAUUAAUCUCACGGUUGUGGACAUUCCAGGACUUGUCAGUGCUGGUCACAAUGCCUUCGAAACUGCCCGUACUCUUGCAGAACGAUAUAUCGAUAACCCUAAAAGCAUCAUUCUUGCGGUGGCACAUCCAGCGGAUCCAGGAACACAGGAAGUAUUCCAAAUGAUCAGAAACAUACCGAACAAAGAGAAUCGUGUCAUUGGCGUCAUCACCAAAUGUGACCGGAAGCAGGAAGGAGCAGACAAUUGGAUUCUGGACACGAUCAAGAACGAAAGACAUCAUGGCCAUUACUUGAAGCAAGGAUGGUUUGGCUUGCGGAAUCGGCUUCCAAUCGAACGAGACACCAGCAACCAGGAACGAGACGCAAAAGAGGCCGACUUUUUCACUCGAGGAGUUUGGAAUGAUCUGAACCCCAGCAGACUCGGCAUCAAACACUUGAGAACCGCUCUUACCAAGAUGCACAACGCUCACAUCACAAGCAGCAUUCCGGAGCUGAUUCCAGAAAUAAGGGAACGGCUCUCGUCCUGUGACCACGAUCUGGCUCAACUCGGCAAAUCACGAAGCUUAAAGUCAGAACAAUUAGAGUGCAUGGUUGCAUUAGCCUCGUCGUUCUCCAAGUUAUCUGAAGAUGCCCUCAAUGGCUAUUAUCACAGUUUACCUGACCAAGAUUCUGCGAAGCUCCGGAAGAUUGUUCAAGACGGCCUCGAGAAAUUCAGAGAUUUGAUGCUACACUAUUAUCAAAACUCCUUGCCGGACCUUGAUAACACAAUUCUGACCUCCGUUAACAAGAGGACUUGGUGUUCGUCUAUUCUCGCAGAAGAGAAUCUUGCAAACAUAUACAGAGUUAUACAAGCCAACCGUGGGAGAGAAUUCCCGGAUGAAGUCAACCAAAAUGUCAUGGGUGUUCUCUGGCGCAACCAGACGACAAAUUGGAGGACGAUGGCUACAGUCCUCCUCGAGAAUCUGGUGCUUAGAACAGCAAAUACCAUGAAGGUGCUCGUCAGAAAAUCCACUACGGAGCGAGAACUCCAGAUCAACACCACCAACUGGUUAACGUCACAGCUUCCUGCAGCUUCCAAGGCUGCAGCUGAUGAGCUAUCAAGGGUACUCUCCGAUGAAGCUCGCACAUGGACUCUUAGACCAAGAUACUCCACUCGCGUAGGAGCACUUUACAAUGCCUACAUCACGGCUAUGGCUAGAUCUCUUGUCGAGCUGGAUGAUGAUAAUGGUUCGUUGGAGUAUUGGGACCGCCAGAUAAAAUUAUGGCUAGCUGGACACAGGAAUGUUGACACCGUCUUGAACACUUACGUCCGUCUCAAGGCAUAUCAUGAAGUGGCCAUGGAGAGAUUUGUCGACAACGUCGCUCUUCAAGUGGUUGAACGACAUUUGCUUGGUCCAUCCAGUGCGCUGAGAAUGUUCACGCCAUCUUACGUUGUCAAGAUGGCUGAGGACGAUGCUGAACUUCUCAAGACAAUUGCGGGCGAGAAUGAGGACAAGGCUGUUGAGAGAACAAAUCUAGCCAACGAGAUUGCUAGUCUAACGGAAGCACUGGCUUCUGCCGUACGUUUUGGUAUCUCUAACAGUUGAAGUUCUGGGGAAACAGGGUGAUUUCGGAAAGGGGAGAGUACGAAUUGUUACCGGAUUUGAAUUCCGUCCAUAUCUCUUGGGGGUUUUUAGUUCUAGCAAAUAAAGAUUGAUUUUUACCGCG